This is a messenger RNA of Armigeres subalbatus, 1507 nucleotides long. RefSeq lists its product as uncharacterized. The transcript has 3 exons. Bases 199 to 1413 code for a protein of 404 amino acids. The record is from RefSeq and is a predicted model, not a curated record. Lineage: Eukaryota; Metazoa; Arthropoda; Insecta; Diptera; Culicidae.
UUUUAAAUAAACACUAAGACAUUAGAUGAUCAUCAUUAAGACUUAAGUUUCAUGUUGAAAAGAUUGUGCCAAAUAUAGAAACUUUCGUGUCUAUUUGGUCUAGAGUUUGCGAAAAGAACAAAAUUGUUAUAAACACAACCAGUGACACCACAGCAACGCACUAACAUCUCAUCAGUAUCUAUCUGUCCAUCCUCAAGAAUGAAGAACGGCUUCUGCGCUGCUUUGAAUAUUUUCGCUAUCUUACACACGUGUUCAACUGGCCCAUCAAACAGCAUACAGAAAAAGAAAAUAAUUCUUGAAGACCGCUACAACUUCGUCGUGGUUGGUAGCGAUCACGUGGCACAGAGCAUUGGCUUCCACCUCGCCAAAGGCCACAAAUCAAAAUCGAUUCUGGUGUUGCAAUCAAACCAAUGCGAUCAAAUUUUGGAACCGGCCCGGGCGUCAAACGUUUUGGCACUGCAAAUUUCUGACAUGUUUGCCCACAGUGCGCAUCUGAUGGGAUAUGAUUUUACGGAUCCAUUCCGACAUGGACAGAGAGUCGGCAUUGGCUACAAGAACCGGACCCGUGGUUUGGACACGGGACAGCAAACCUUGUGGGCCAUCGAUCCCAAUCUGGUGCUGCUAAGUGGAGCGACAGUCGUUCGUCUGUUGUAUAAUCAUGCCGCCGCUUCUAUACACGGUGUCGAACUGGAACUGGACGGUACGAAGCAAUGCAUUUUUGCGGUGAACGAAGUAAUCAUCGCCGGAAGAUGUAUGAAUGACUAUCAUUAUUUGAGCAGAGGAUCGAUAGUUUCAGAAACGGCCUUGGAGAGUUGUUUGCGCAUGAUACCGUUGAAUUGCAGUUUGGGCAGCCCUGUUAUGGCGCCCAUUUUUCAAAUGAAAACAAACGUGACUCUGGAAGACGACCCCAUGGUACUGGGUACGGAGUUGUAUGUGAGAACACCAGAAUUUGAGGAUGAAGAACGGAUGAAACCAAACGCCAGGCUUAGAAUCGCCAUCGGAAAGUCUCAUCUACAUGAACAUGUCUGGGUUGGUUUUGUCCCUUCUCUGAUCUCGGUGGAUCCACACUACAACCCAAGUCACGAGGAAACGGUGAAAAUGUUAGGAUACGUCUUGAAAACAGCCAAUGCCAUUACGAGUAGUGAAAUUUUCAGGCAAUUAAAUAUGACAGUAGUAGAUCAAAGCGUUCCUGAAUGUGUGAAGUAUGAGAAUACUCAACAAUUCUGGACUUGUGUUUUGGACCUCAAAUUGCGGCGAUACAAAUCGUUGCACUCUAUUGGAAAACACAAGGCAACGCUGCUGGAGAAGGAUUUUCGGUUGAAAGGUGUGCGGUCAUUGCGAUUGUUACCAUUUGGACUAUCAGCUCCGUUUCUCAAUCACCAGUGGAUAGAACUAUUUCCGGUCAAAUCGUGAGAUGAUGGAUCAGCGUUUAUGAGAUUGACGUCGUUUGCAAGAUUGUAAUAAUUAUCAUAGUCAUAGUAGGAAAAUAAACCUAUUUUUAUUUAUA